AUGAAUCGAACUUUAGGUUUGGAUGUACAGCUGAAUUAUAUUGAAAAUGGUAUUGUCAACUUGUAUUCUGUCAAAUUUCCCUAUCGAAUCAAUAUUAGCAUCUCUUAUGUGCAAUUUUCUUGGAAUGCAAAACUUCUUGAUCGACCGGUGCAUUAUGCAAUACGAGUGAUAUCACAUGAUAGUGCUGUGAUGCCAUUACUUCAAAUACCUUCCGGUGGAAAAGUUCCAUUAAAAACGGAAACAUUCAACAUUGAGUAUCGAUGUGUAGGAAUUAGGACUGGCAAAUUCGAUAUUCAAGUUAAUUUCAAUUUUGAUUGGCCUUCCAGCACGAAUGGAACAAAUGUUUCAUUGAAGCAUGAGAAAUUAUGUGCGGUUAAAACACUACGUCGUGCUUAUACCGCCUAUUGUAAUCAUGCUGGCGGAUAA
Messenger RNA from Acanthocheilonema viteae, 426 nucleotides. The record is from the annotation of a GenBank genome assembly. NCBI's taxonomy places the organism in Eukaryota, Metazoa, Nematoda, Chromadorea, Rhabditida, Onchocercidae.